AUGAUGGUGCACAAUCUCACGAUGCUGGUGGUGGAGGUGGAGGGGGAGGCGGAGGGGGCGGGGGCGGGGGUGGGGGUGAGGGGGGUGGUGGAGAUGGCUGUGAAGGAACAGAGUAGUAGUGGUGGUGGAGUGGCACAAUGUUUUGGAGCAGGUGCAGGGACUGGAGCAGGGCCUGGUGCCGGCACGGGGGCAGGGCUGGGAGCAGGCACGGGGGCAGGGCUGGGAGCAGGCAUAGGGGCAGGGCUGGGAGCAGGCACGGGAGCAGGGCUGGGAGCAGGCACAGGGGCAGGGCUGGGGGCAGGCACGGGCGCAGGGCUGGGAGCAGGCACGGGCGCAGGGCUGGGGGCAGGCACGGGCGCAGGGCUGGGAGCAGGCACGGGGGCAGGGCUGGGAGCAGGCACGGGGGCAGGGCUGGGAGCAGGCACGGGGGCAGGGCUGGGAGCAGGCACGGGGGCAGGGCUGGGAGCAGGCACGGGUGCAGGGCUGGGAGCAGGCACAGGGGCAGGGCUGGGAGCAGGCACGGGGGAAGGACUAGGAGCAGGCACGGGCGCUUGA
Molecule: messenger RNA, 555 nt
Organism: Closterium sp. Yama58-4
Lineage: Eukaryota; Viridiplantae; Streptophyta; Zygnematophyceae; Desmidiales; Closteriaceae
Source: the annotation of a GenBank genome assembly